UGGAAUAAAAGUCCUCAACUACAAAUGAGUAACAUUUAUAUCCAAGAACCUCCAACAAAUGGCAAGAUUUUGCUCUACACGACGUGUGGAGAGAUUGAAGUCGAAUUGUGGUCGAAGGAAACGCCCAAGACGUGUCGAAAUUUUGUUCAGCUCUGUCUCGAAGGCUACUAUGAUGGCACUAUUUUUCACAGAAUCGUCGCUGGGUUUAUUAUUCAAGGUGGUGACCCAACUGGGACUGGAGAAGGAGGAGAGUCGAUCUACGGUCCGUCGUUUAGAGACGAGUUUCAUCAGAGAUUGAGAUUUGUUCGACGCGGGCUUGUCGGCAUGGCCAGCAAUGGUCCAAACACGAAUGGCAGCCAGUUCUUUUUCACGUUGGAUAGAGCAGAUGAGUUAAAUAAACGACACACUUUGUUUGGAAAGGUGGCUGGCAACACUGUGUUCAAUAUGCUGAGAUUGGCAGAGAAGGAAAUAGGCCCUGGUGAUAGACCACUAGACCCACCUAAAAUCAUUAAAACCGAAGUCUUAUCGAAUCCCUUUGAUGACAUUGUGCCUCGUGAAAUCAGACACAGCAAGGUUGAGACACAAGAGAAGCCUGAGAAACACAGCAAAUCCAAAGCUACCAAGAACUUCAGUUUGCUGUCUUUUGGUGAUGAAGCAGAAGAAGAUGAAGAACAAGUUAACAACAUUGCCACUAAAAUCAAGUCAAGUCAUGACGUAUUGACAAAUGAUCCUAAACUAAGUUCCAAACCAGCUGUAGAUGACUCUGAGCUGGAGAAUGAAGCUAAGCAGAGACUAGACUUUCCAAAUAUUGGGGAACGCAAACGGAGGAACCAUCUUGAUGACGAUGAAGAUGAUUACGAUAAACUAGAAUUAGAGAGAAAAGCGAAGAGAGAGGCAUUACAAAGAGAGUCAAGAGAAUUAAAACGUCAGUUGAGAGAAGCAAAGCAGCGUAAAGAAGAAGAGAAGACAAGCCAGCCAGAAACAGUUGAGGAGGUGGGACCCUUGGCAGAUUUCAGGCGAGAAAGAGACAAGUACCUGUCUGAGAAGAAGGCAUUCUCCAAAGGAAGCAAUAGACAAGAGGAAACUCUAGCCAUGUUGUCGGCUUUCCAAGCUCGAUUGAGUUCAGUGCGUUCGUCUCGACCGACAACCACAGGUGAUCAUGAGAAUGAGGAUGACAGUGACGUAGGAUGGAUGACACACACUCUCGUGGCCACCACGAAGACCCCUGUUAGUGCCAAAGAUGCCAACAUUGAGAACGAAGACACUUACGACAUCUAUGAUCCCAGAAAUCCAAUCAACAAACGAAGAAGACAGAAAGAUAAGACUAAAUAAUACCAUGUAGAGUCUCUUCACCCAACACUACCUACUGUUGAUACACUCGAUCGCUGUAGAACAUAAUUUAUAAUAUAGUAAAGAGACAUGCACACUCACACAGAAUUUGGUUAACAUCUUGCCCAAUGAUUCUCUAACCUCUAUCUGUAGUGAGCGUAGAGAGAUCGAGACUUGCGUUUGCCUGCUAACUGAUGCAGAAAGCGGCCGUUUUUACUGUAUUCGA
Molecule: messenger RNA, 1555 nt
Organism: Corticium candelabrum
Lineage: Eukaryota; Metazoa; Porifera; Homoscleromorpha; Homosclerophorida; Plakinidae
Product: spliceosome-associated protein CWC27 homolog
Exons: 12
Coding region: 25-1332 (435 amino acids)
Biological process (GO): protein folding; protein peptidyl-prolyl isomerization
Cellular component (GO): catalytic step 2 spliceosome
Molecular function (GO): peptidyl-prolyl cis-trans isomerase activity
Source: RefSeq, a predicted model, not a curated record